AUGCCUGUCGACGCCAAGGUAGAAGAGAAGAUCCUAUCUAUGGUCACUAUUGCCGAUAAGAGAGUCCACGCUAUGGACCAGGCUGCCGCUGAGGUCUGUUUCGAGAGCCUCCCAACCCCAAGGCUGGUGGGCAGGGACAUGCCUUACAUGAAGGUCGGGGCCGCAGUGAAUAUCGCGGCCCUCAUGCAGGAAGAUGCCCCCACGGAGGAGUAUUUUGCCAAGUUGCUGAGCGGCGGUGCCUCUGUCAUCGUCCUGGACAUCACUAAGGGUGUUUUCACUGAUGGAGUCAACCCUCAAGCCUUGGUCGACAAGCUCAACACAUGCGUACAGAUGAUCAGAACUGCUGGAAAGGGCAGUGGAAUGAGUCGCCCCUUUUCCCUCGCCCUUUCUGUGGCAAACAACGAGCUGGCGAAGUUGUGCAUCUCUAAAGUUGCCAUACCACGCGGUAUUGGCUCGGUCAUUAUCCCUCCGGUCCGCACUGGUGCUGAAGUGACGGCCUUCCGCAGCUCAGCCUUGGGCAUGAGGGGCAGAAGGAUCAAGAUAUUCGUACAUACUACCUCUACGAAGAACAUUGACGACUUCCUCCCUACUGUGGAUGGAAUCGUCGUUCCGCCACUGACCGUCAACUUUAGGAGCAUCUGCGCCUUUGCCAACCUGGCUGGGAAAUUGGUGAUCACAGACUGCACUGCUGCUCCCGUUGGUAACCUUAUGGCGGCAGUAUCGGUCCAAAGCGAUACGGCACUGCUCGAUAGCGACCAAGCAUCGCAUGCUGCCGCGACCGUCCAUACCCUAGAGGAUCAGGUCUCAGCAGUGGACGUUUCCUUUUCGUGCCCUACUAGAUCGGACUCAGUGGUGGCGGCGGUGGUGGAGAGAGCCAUCGCACUGCAGAAGGACCCCUCCAAUGACGCCAAGCUGAUAGUGGUAACCAUCCUGGCACUUGGUCAUGAGGCUCUCCUUGGUGAGCACGAUCUCGCUCAGGCAUUCUCAGAUGAUGGUACAUCAGCGGCGAUGCUGUCGAGGAUGAGGCCGUACUGCAAGAUUCUGGCCAUGUCUGCUUCUGAGGCGGUAGUAAACUUUUUCACUACUCUGUGGGGCGUGGAGCCCUUACAGACCUCCAGUUACCAGUCCGCAGAAGCCGUGAUUCAGAACGUGAAGGACUUCUGCAAGGAAACAGGGCUUGCCGCCUCGGGCACGAAGCUCGUGGUUGUUCGCCCGAUCCCGUCCACGGCGACUCUGGAUGAGAUCGACGACUUGGAUGCCUUUGUCGAUUUGGUGGAGGUUAUGGAUCAAGUACGGCGAGAGGCUGAGAAUGAUCCCAAGCUGAAGAAGGCGUUCGAAGAGGUGGAGAAGACGGCCUCGAAGGUAACGGAAACGAACGAGCAGCUGCGGGCUCGGGCGGAGGCACAGGAGGCGAAGUUGGCGGCGAUGCGAGAGAAGAUGCAGAGCGCGAAGGAUCGGACGAAGAGCCUUUAUGAGGAAUUAAGAAGACAUAUGCCGGAGACAGGAGGGACGGCAGCUGAGGCGGGGCAGACAACUAAGCGUACGCCCGAGUGGAUGAAACCGGUAUUGGAUCAGCUGCACGUUGUGAGCGCCAAGGCUCGGGAGGCUACGUCGGGGCUGGUGGACAAGGCGAGUGGGUUUACGAAGAUGAUGGAUAAGGAGAGCUCCGAGGGCGUGCAGGAACGGCUGAAGCAAUUUCAGAGGGCUCAGGCGGCCAUGCGUGAUUUGGAGAAAGAGCAGAAAAUGCGAGAAAAGGUGGCGGAAGACCCCGCGGCGGAACCGUUGCCGGAGAAUCCGCACGGCUCAGCGUUGGUGGUUUCGGAGAGGGCUCGGUCGACUUGGGAACGUUUUGGGUUUACCUCCAGUGAGGAUUCGAGGUUUCUCGGAGGGUUCUUCGAGAACCCUAUGGUCGACCGGAUAUUUGGCGAGACGGAGAUUGCCCAGUCGAUACGGGAGAUGAAGGAGGUCGAUCCCAACUUCCGCUUGUCGCAGAUGGCCGAGGACAUCGAGCAUGUCGUGGCUCCCAGGAUCAUCCGAUGGUAUCUCGAGGGUGAUGUGGAGCGACUCGAAGCCCACUGUGGGGAGGCGGCCUUUGCCGCUGUGAACGCUUCUGUGAAGGCACGGCAUACGCAGAAGUUGACGUUGGAUACGAACAUUUUACAGCCUCCCAUGGAUGUGGAGUUGAAGGGGGCGAAGACGGCCUCAGAGGUCGACUCGCCGUGUUUCAUUUUUACCUUUUCAACGCAGCAAAUCAACUGUCUCCGAAAUGAGUUCGGGGAGGUGGUGGAGGGAGCAGUUGAUGACAUCAGACGUGUAUUUUAUGCUAUGGCGAUUCAGAAGCAUCCGGAGCCCGAGUCGGGGGGAUGUGAGUGGAGCCUCGCUUGA
Messenger RNA from Perkinsus marinus ATCC 50983, 2385 nucleotides. RefSeq lists its product as hypothetical. Gene Ontology annotation, biological process: protein import into mitochondrial matrix. Gene Ontology annotation, cellular component: mitochondrial inner membrane. NCBI's taxonomy places the organism in Eukaryota, Perkinsozoa, Perkinsida, Perkinsidae. Gene Ontology annotation, molecular function: catalytic activity; protein-folding chaperone binding. The transcript has 26 exons. The record is from RefSeq and is a predicted model, not a curated record. The coding region runs from base 1 to 2385 and encodes 794 amino acids.